UAAGAUUCAAUCUUCGUGUAGAGCUGAACCCAAGAAAAAUUCCAUCCCAACGUCGUCGUUAAAUCAAAAGGAUAGCUAGUUAGAUAAAAAGCAACAAAAAGAAAAAAAGGGGUGCACAUUUAAAUUUGUGUUCCUUUAAGAAAAUCUAAUGAAAUUAAAUCAAUUUUCUGUCAAAGGAGUGCGACUGAUUUAAGUCUAAAAGCAAGCAGACCAUUAGCCAAAAAAAAAAGAAACUCUGUUCCUCUUCUUCAAAGGAUAUUCGUAAAUUGUUCGUAAUUUUAUUUUUCGAGAUAUUCUAAGUACUCGUCGUUCAAUAGACAUUAAUAUACUAUCAAGCCAAUUAACAGUGAGAAAGUGCUUCAAUUCAAUCCUUCGAAGGAGUUGCAGACAUUUAGUUUCUAAAACACCAUGGAGUAUACAUGCAUUCCCGAGGAACGUUUUGGUGAAGUUAUCAAACAUUUACGAGACACUUUCUUUGCCGAUGAGCCUCUAAAUAAAGCUGCCGGAUUAUGUCAAAAAGGGGAAGGUCAUCAUGAAUUGGAAGAACUGAGCUAUGCAACUUUGAAAGAUGGCUUUAGUUUGAUGGCAGUUGCUCAAGAUGGUGAGAUUGCUGGAGUUGUAUUGAAUGGUGUCUUGCAACCUGGUGACAUGGAAAUAGCUCAAAAAAAGAUCAACUUGAGUGACGAUGAGAAUUUUAAGAAAAUUUUCAAUUUAAUUUACAGCCAGAAUUUAAAAUUUGAUUUAUUCGAAAAGUUCCAAGUUGAUAGAUUAUUCGAUUUGAGAAUCUUAUCGGUCGACUCGAAAUUCCGUGGACAAGGUAUUGCCAAAGAGCUGGUGAAACGGAGUGUCGCCCAAGCAGAAUGUUGUGGGUUUAAAGUUUUAAAAGCAGAUGCAACAGGAAUUUUCUCCCAAAAAAUAAUUAGAUCCUGUGGAUUUGAAUCACUCCACGAAGUACACUAUGCCAAAUAUACAGACGAAUGUGGAAAGCCUAUUCUGCCCGUAGAAGCACCGCAUAUAAAAUUAGAGAUUCUUUUUAAGAACUUGGAAUGAAAAUAGUAAAUAAUUUAUGUAAGAUUUCAAAUGCCGCCUAAAGUAUAAAAUAAUAAGUAUCUAUUAAAGUUACCAUAAAAAUAUGAUUGCAAUAUUUUGCUGACCAAGCUAUGCUUAGCUAAAAGUUGUUUUAAGAUUGUUUAAGCUCCAACAGAAUAAGUAUCUACUUGGAAUGUUUUAUAUUAUGUAGGAAAUGUUUUUUAAACUUGAUGUGAUGUAUAAUGGCUCAAGACAAUAGAGAUUGAUAAGUCUGGAUUUAUAGCUUCAGGUUUUUCGUUUUUUUUUUUUUUAUUUUUAACGGACGACUCUAUUAACUUCGCGUAUAUCUAUUCCAUCUUUUUUAACACAUUUUUCAACUUUCUUACUUGUUAUUAUUUAUGAUGAAAAUUAUAAAAUUGAUAAUAUAAAUACUGACUUACUAAAAGC
Molecule: messenger RNA, 1476 nt
Organism: Eupeodes corollae
Lineage: Eukaryota; Metazoa; Arthropoda; Insecta; Diptera; Syrphidae
Gene: AANATL7
Product: arylalkylamine N-acetyltransferase 1
Exons: 4
Coding region: 409-1050 (213 amino acids)
Molecular function (GO): N-acetyltransferase activity
Source: RefSeq, a predicted model, not a curated record